UUUUACAUGGUUAAAAACAAAUUGUCUAACACAUUUUUAAUUGUAAUUGUUAAUCAGAAACACAAAUGGAUCAUCAAAAUUUUAUUAAUGAAGGUACUGUGUUACCUCUCACAGCAACAUUGAUUCAAGUAACAAAUGUUUUAACACCAUAUAUUAUGAGAAUUUCUGAGGUAAAAGGGUACAAAGAAAAAUUACAUUUAAUUAGCAAGAAACUAUCAAUGAAAAGAGGAAUACUGUUUGAUAGCAACGCAAAACUUACAAAACCAAAACUAGGAGAUAUGGUUGUAGUACCCAAUAAAUUAGACAUGGAAUUAGAUACCUGGCUGUGUAGAGGAUAUAUAUCUAAUAUUGCAGAAAAUUUAAAAGAUACAUAUAAUGUUUUUUUACCUGAUCAUGGUAUUUCAAUUCUUCUACAAAGAGAAGACUUUAUCAUAUAUUCACCUGAUUUAAUUACAGAAGAAUAUUUAAGUUAUACAGUUGGUUUGUAUAAUAUUUUACCUGCUGUUGUAGACAAUGAUCCAACAACAGAUAAGAAAGUGUUAAUAAUUUUAGAGGAGUGGAGCAAGUCAGCCAUUCAAUACACAAGAAAAGUAAUAAGCAUAUCAGAUGCAAUUUAUUUUGAUCACUUAGGAUCUGAUGAAUGUGAUAGACCUUAUGGUGAAUUUUACCUCAUUAUUGACAAUAAUGUAUUACGCUUAAGUGAUGUUUUAACUUUUAAUAAUUAUGCCGUUUACCUAGACAAUGACUUAUUAAAGGUCAUAAAAAAUCCCAAGAGUUAUGAAAUGUUAGAUAAAAAGAUGAUUGAUUCUGAGACUAUAUUUUAUAUGAAUAUUAAAAGAGAAUGUAAGACUAUUAAUGAAAAUCAGAAACACAAAGAAAAGUCUGUUAAACCUUCUUUUCUUAAAAAGAAGAAACACAUACCCAUUGAAGUUGAAAGGGACCAAGAGAAAGUAUUAAUUUAUACAGAAGAUAAGUGUGAAUACUUAGAUUCCACUUUAGAUGCAAAAUUUCCUCUUGAAAUACACAAGGCUUGGAGAUCGUUAGUAAAUUCAUCAAGGCCCAGAAAAAUUCAAUCAUAUAUUUGGCCUGCUAUAAAAAAGGGUUUAGAUGUUAUAGCAGUUGGAAUAGCAAAGUCUGGCAAAACUUUUGGAUAUGCAUUUGCAUUGUGUGGACUACUUGUAACAAUCCAAAAUCUUCCUCAAGGAGUAAAUCCAUCUGCAUUGAUAUUAUGUUCAUCAUCAUCUGAGGUAUUAGAAGUACAUUAUUUGUGUAUGGAAUUAUUACAAAGCUAUAAAAAUAUUAAAUCUGUUGCUGCAAUUAAUGGCAAACCAGAGAGAUCAUUAGUGGCUGAAAUGUUUAAUGGAUGCCAGAUUUUGAUUUCUACACCAAGAUUUUUGGCACGUUUUUUGGAUCAAAACAGAAAAUUAUUAAAUUUUCAAAAUCUUCGAUAUUUAAUUUUGGAUGGUGGUGACAUUAUUUUGGAUAAAUAUUUUGAUUCUAUCAGUAAAUUAUUUAAAAAGCAUAACAUUAUUUGUAAUAGAGAAGAUAAACAUAAUGAGAUAAUGUUACAAAUUAUAGUGACCGCGAAACAUUGGACACCGUAUCUAAAAAGAAUUGCCUAUAUUUUAAUGAAUAAUCCAUAUAUAUGUAUAACAUCAUUUAUAGAAGCUGCAGUUUUCAAAUCCGUAUGUCCAAAGGUUUAUCUAAUGAAUUCUAAGAGUAGAGAUGAAAAACUUUUAGGUCUAUUAGGUAAUGAAUAUUCCAAAUCGAGAACUGCAAUAGUUUGCACAAAUAAUGAGGAGGCUGAAAAAUUACAUAAAUUUUUAGCGAAUUGUGCAGAAACUCUUUUAAUUCAUGAAAGCAACAACUUUGCUCAUUUACAAGGUAUCAAACGAUGUUGGAAUACGAGUGUGCAUGGUUCUUAUCCGAUUUUGAUAUGCACGGAUGAUGUUUUAUCAGAUAUAAGCAUUACGAAUGUAACGUGGUUGAUACACUAUUCAAUUAAUAUGCAUUAUAGAACUCGGUUUAAUUACCGAUUUUCAACGUUACUAGAAAAUUUACAAAUGGAACGCUGUACUUGUAAAGUAACUAUUAUAGUGGAUGACAAUAGUGACAUCCAAUUUUUAAGUAUAAUUAAAAUAUUGCAACGUAUGAAUGUUCUGAUUCCUCAAUAUAUAUCAGAAAAUAUCGAGUUUAUAACAGCUACUUUAGACAAGAAAAAAGAAAACUAUCCAAUCUGUGAUAAUAUAAAAUCUUGGGGAUUUUGUAGUAAACAGCAUUCUUGUAUAUUCAGACAUAGAAUAAUUCCUGAAAUUGAUGCACCAAUUACUGAUAUUCAAAUAAAUGACAAGGUAAAAUUCAGAGUGGUGAGUGUGCAUGAUGUAACACAUAUUUCUGCCAGAGUUGUGUCAUAUAUUAAAUUUGAUACAGAAGAGGAAAUAGAAUUCUCUAAUGUAGAAUACAUGCACAUUACUAUGAAAAUUCAAGAAUUUUAUUCAUCUGUAGAAAACAGAAAGAGAUCUGACACGGUAGAAGUGGGAUGUAUAUGUGGUUUAGAAGAACCAGUAGACAGUUUCAAAAGAGUUCAAGUGCUACAUAUUAUAAAAGACGAAGAAACAGGAAAUCCGAAGUUUGUUGAUGUAAGAUGUAUUGAUAAUGGAAUGAUUUUAACAAAAUUGAAUGCAUACAGGUUGUUAUACAUACCAGAAAAAUUUGUAAAGUAUCCAGUACAAGUAAUGGAAGUAUUUUUAGUUGGUAUAGCUCCACACGAUGAGGAAUAUGUUUGGAAUAAUUGUGCGACUGACGCAGUGUAUCAAUGGUUUAAAGAAAAUAUUGAUGAAAAAUCUUAUGUAAUUGGAACGGUAAAUUUACAUCUGGGAAACACAAUAUGGGUGAACACUUUGGAAAUUGGAACAAAACUAAUUGGAUAUAAAGAUAUAAUUGGUUCUUCCCUAAAAACAGAGUUAUUAAAUAAAGAUCAUGCAGUUGAAAAUAAUAAACACUUACAUGAAAUGUAUCAGCUUUGCAAAAGCGCUGGUUUCCUGGAUAUCAAUGGAUAUAAUCUCAGUACAUUAAUAAAUAAGAAUUCACAAACUUGUCCAGUAAGUAAUUAUUCUGUACAAUUGUUAAAGAUUAUAAUUCAAAAUAAUAAAUAUUUUAAUGGUUUAUUACGUGUAAGUAUAUGUACAUAUAUGCACAUGCUUACGCAUAUCCACAACAUAUAUAUAUAUAUCAAACGUUUGUUUUCCUCUAUAAUUCAUUUUUUAUGAGUUGCUCUGAACUGUUAU
Molecule: messenger RNA, 3287 nt
Organism: Osmia bicornis bicornis
Lineage: Eukaryota; Metazoa; Arthropoda; Insecta; Hymenoptera; Megachilidae
Product: putative ATP-dependent RNA helicase TDRD12
Exons: 17
Coding region: 66-3269 (1067 amino acids)
Biological process (GO): transposable element silencing; germ-line stem cell division
Molecular function (GO): nucleic acid binding; ATP binding
Source: RefSeq, a predicted model, not a curated record